This is a messenger RNA of Cylicocyclus nassatus, 282 nucleotides long. The record is from the annotation of a GenBank genome assembly. NCBI's taxonomy places the organism in Eukaryota, Metazoa, Nematoda, Chromadorea, Rhabditida, Strongylidae.
AUGGACUACAAGGAUUUCAAUAACAGUAAACGUGGAUCGUCUUUACUGCGACGAUUUGAGGCAGGGAUCAAACGGAAUUGCAAAACGCUUCCCAUACCAUUUCAGUACUGCAUCUGUCAAUAUGCAACAUCUGCAGUGACUGAUGAAAAGUUGAGACAAAAACUAGCUAUAUUUGCUGUUGAACAACUAGAUCUACUUCUACAAUCUGAAGGAGUUUCGUCUUCGUGUGAGAAUGUGAAACUGAAAAAGGUAAACGAUGUGAUUUUUUGCAUAUUGGACUAG